Messenger RNA from Engraulis encrasicolus (European anchovy), 2277 nucleotides. RefSeq names its product plexin-A1-like. Bases 1 to 2277 code for a protein of 758 amino acids. Gene Ontology annotation, cellular component: semaphorin receptor complex; plasma membrane. Lineage: Eukaryota; Metazoa; Chordata; Actinopteri; Clupeiformes; Engraulidae. Gene Ontology annotation, molecular function: semaphorin receptor activity. Gene Ontology annotation, biological process: regulation of cell shape; regulation of GTPase activity; semaphorin-plexin signaling pathway involved in axon guidance. The transcript is spliced from 19 exons. The record is from RefSeq and is a predicted model, not a curated record.
AUGUUCACGUCCGUGAAAUGUGCUGUGCUGUGCCCCGUAGGCUGUAGUGUGCUGUCCCGUGCCCUGAGGUGUAGUUCCAGGCUUCCCCAGGGCGUUGCCGCCGGUUCUGGCGUCAUCCAGGCACCUCCACAAGCUCCACGCCUUUCCACCACCUCCACCUCCUCCUCCUCCACACCCAGCUCCCCGCCUUUCCACCAGUAUAAAGCACUGACAAAAACUCUCCACCUACACCCCUACCACCUUCACUACCACCUCCACCUCAACCACCACCACCACCUACACUUCUACCUCCACCUCAACCACCACCACCACCUACACUUCUACCUCCACCUCAACCACCACCACCACCUACACUUCUACCUCCACCUCAACCACCACCACCACCUACACUUCUACCUCCACCUCAACCACCACCACCACCUACACUUCUACCUCCACCUCAACCACCACCACCACCUACACUAUCAGCAGGUGCCUGCGCGUGAGAACAUCACCCCCACUGUGACUUUGACCCUACUGAGUGCCUCUGCCCUUAACUCCUCCUCUUCCUCCAACACCACCUUCUCUUGCUCCACCACCCCUUCCACCUCCUCAACCACGGUGGAGCGAUCAGGCCGUGAAAGUGAGCUCUCAAAAAGAAAAGUGCAACGGGAGCAGAUUGGACGGGCGCACUACUGUGUGAACGACGUGAGCCGCAUCCCUGUGGAGAGCUGUGAGCAGUACCGCGGCUGCAGCGAGUGUCUGGGAUCUGGAGACCCCCACUGCGGAUGGUGUGUCCUGCACAACGUCUGUUCGAGGAAGGACCGGUGUGAGCGAGCGGAGGAGCCGCAGCGUUUCGCCUCCAGAAUCGAGCAGUGUGUUCGCCUCAACGUCCAGCCCAACAGCAUCUCUGUCACCAUGUCGGAAGUGGAGUUGGUGCUGCAGCCCCAGAAUGUGCCCAGCCUGGCGGCGGGGGUCAACUGCUCCUUCGAGGACUACGUGGAGACGGAGGGCUACCUGCGCGGCUCACGCGUCAUCUGCCACUCCCCCACCACGCGAGACGUGGCGCCCAUCACACGCAACACACCAGGGGAUAAGCGUGUCAUCAAGCUCUAUCUGAAAUCCAAAGAGACGGGCAAGAAGUUUGCCAGCGUUGACUUCGUCUUCUACAACUGCAGUGUCCACCAGUCGUGCCUGUCGUGUGUGAAUGGCUCCUUCCCCUGCCACUGGUGCAAGUACCGCCACAUGUGUACGCACAACGCUAACGACUGCUCUUUCCAGGAGGGCCGCGUCAACACGUCCGAGGAGUGUCCUCAGAUCCUGCCCUCCACCCAGAUCUACAUCCCUGUGGGUCUGAUGAAGCCCAUCACCCUGCUGGCCCGCAACCUUCCUCAGCCGCAGUCGGGCCAGCGCAACUACGAGUGCAUCUUCCACAUCCAGGGAUCCACUUACAGCGUCACCGCGCUACGCUUCAACAGUACCAGCAUCCAGUGCCAGAAGACCACCUACGACUACGAGGGAAAUGACAUCAGCGACUUACCUGUUGAUCUCUCGGUGGUGUGGAACGGCAACUUUGUUAUUGACAACCCUUACAACAUACAAGCUCACCUGUAUAAAUGCUACGCGCUGCGAGACAGCUGUGGGAUGUGCCUGAAGGCCGACCCCAGGUUCGACUGCGGCUGGUGCGUCCAGGAGAGGAAGUGCUCGCUGCGGCAGGAGUGCGCCCCGCCCGAGAGCAGCUGGAUGCACGCUGGCUACGGAAACAGCCGCUGCACCCACCCCAAAAUCACCAAGGUGUCCCCGGAGACGGGCCCCAAGCAGGGCGGCACCCGGCUGACCAUCAUCGGGGAGAACCUGGGCCUGCAGUUCCAGGACAUCCGCAACGGCAUCCGCCUGGGCCCUGUACCCUGUAUACCCAUACCUGAGGAAUACAUCAGUGCAGAGAGGAUCGUGUGCCUCCUGGGAGAUGCCACGGCCUACCCGGCGCAGCAGACCACUAACCUGGAGGUGUGCGUUAAGGAGUGCCAACCAGAGUACAGGGCCCUCAAACCACGCGCAUUCACCUUCGUGUCCCCGUUCUUCCUGCGCGUGGUGCCGGCUCAGGGACCGAUCUCCGGGGGGACCCGCAUCACCAUCGAGGGAAGCCACCUGAACGCGGGCAGCUCGGUGGCCGUCAGCAUCGGGCGACAACCCUGCCUCGUCAAGAAGCGGACUCCUAAAGAGAUCGUGUGCAUGACCCCGGCGGGUCUGGCCGCGGGCAGCGUGCCCGUCACGGUGGACAUCGACUAUAGUCUAUAG